UGACGCCCCUUGCCUAGGUGGAAGAUUGGUGUGGCCGGUACUUGCCUUCGUCUUGGGGUACCUAGCACGUACGUUCUCUUCCUGGUUUCUUGUAGAUAUUAACGCUGAGUUUGUAUUUCUAUGCCUACGGAGAAAUGCUAUCUGAGUUUAAGAUCUGAGUUUGACGUGGCUAUAGAUAUUCCGAGUUGGCUUGCUGACGGGUACAGAGUAGGGUCUUAAAAGGGAGCGAAGAGCAGAGGCAGUAGCCUCGAGGAAUGGGGGCUCUCGCAGCACAGUCUUCACUCGCAGCAAGCGUUCAGAGUUUUCGCUACCAAUUCAGUCAGGAUAGACGAAUUCCCCAUGAUUCAGCGUCUACGUUAGCGCCCUCCAGAGUGUCGUUGAGAAGGGUCGGUUUCGCUCGUAGAAGCACAGAUGGGACAACGGAACCGGGUACAGGUAGCAAUGCCAGGGUAGAAGAGGAACAGGAAAUCUCUCCCAAGGUCGCCAUCUCGAGCCCGUUUGCCGGUGGGAAGAUAUCGUCAAGGCUUGCAGCUGGAAAGGCGGUGCAGCAGCGAGAGAUUGCCAAAACAACACCAACCUCGAGCUCUUCCUCGUCGCCACCUUCGGUGCUCGACUCCUCGGAUUACAGCAAGCGAUUUCCUAGCCCACCCGCGUCACCUUUCUCCAUAAAAAAUGGAGGUUCCGUCUCCAGCGACAAGAAGGUCCCAGCUCCAACUUCGAGCUCCGUGGCCAAGCCAUCGACUACAAAAGCGUCGAAAGCUUUUCCAGCUCCAGCCAUUUCCAGCCCCUUCGACAAGAGUCCCCUGCAGACUCCCCCGCGAAAGAGGAGCACGGGAGACAUUGACGAGCGGAUCCUAGCGUCGAGGAAGGAGAUCUUGGACACGCUGUGGAAGGAGAGGCGGCAGCAGCCAAGGAUGGUGAACGCAGCACCGGCGGACAUCUUCGACGAUCCAAAGCCUUCCGAGUCUGACAAGGAGUACAAGUUUGAGCUCAUCAGGGGGACUCGUCCCAUCGUUCUCAUCAUCUCCUUCUCACUUAUUGCGGCUCUCAUGUUUGGGACUGCAUUUGUGGCGUGGAAGCUUGGAGCUUUCCACUACGAUGAACUUUAGCUCAAAGUAGAAAAGUUAAAGUCAAUGCAACUUAAAAAUUUACUACUUAGAAAUAUUUAGUUGUUUAAAUUAAAAUGAAUUUCACUUAUUUCAAAUGAAUAAAUUUCGUAUUUCAAGCCAA
Messenger RNA from Selaginella moellendorffii, 1230 nucleotides. RefSeq names its product putative protein TPRXL. Lineage: Eukaryota; Viridiplantae; Streptophyta; Lycopodiopsida; Selaginellales; Selaginellaceae. Gene Ontology annotation, cellular component: chloroplast thylakoid membrane. The transcript has 3 exons. The coding region runs from base 255 to 1109 and encodes 284 amino acids. The record is from RefSeq and is a predicted model, not a curated record.